This is a messenger RNA of Hansenula ciferrii, 2511 nucleotides long. RefSeq names its product Rab GTPase-binding exocyst subunit SEC15 (gene SEC15). The coding region runs from base 1 to 2511 and encodes 836 amino acids. The record is from RefSeq and is a predicted model, not a curated record. Lineage: Eukaryota; Fungi; Ascomycota; Saccharomycetes; Phaffomycetales; Wickerhamomycetaceae. The transcript has a single exon. Gene Ontology annotation, biological process: intracellular protein transport; exocytosis; Golgi to plasma membrane transport. Gene Ontology annotation, cellular component: membrane; exocyst.
AUGACAAGGUGGUGGAUUCAGAUCAGAGAUCAUUCAACAGAUUUAAAAGAAGGGGGUUCCAAUAGCGCUCAUUUAGGCGUAUCAUUGUACUAUAUUAGAUCAACCAAGAUGUCUAAACCCAAUGAAAAUGGUGGUGGUGGUGGUGGUUCGUCGUUCAAGCAAUUGAGCUUCUUGAAUGAAAGUGAUCCGGUAACAUUGUUGAACUCAAAUAACUAUUUGGAUCAAUUGGUACCUAUAAUCAAAUCAAAUAUCAAAUCAAACACAAUACCUGAACUUCUAGAGACAUUGAAUAAUGAAGGAUUGAAGAAAGAUGAUGAAUUAACAAAUAAUAUCAAUUCAAAUGAAGUCAAUAUUAGAACUACAACAACUGAAAUUGCAUCAAUAUCGAAAAAUGCAUCAACUAUAAAUGAACAGGUUUUGGAUAUAAAUGAUCAUUUAAGUAAAACUUCAAGUCUGACAAUACAAAAAAAAUUUCAAAUGCUUGCAUUAAAGAAAAAUAUAAAUAAAAUUAAUGAAUCAAUUAUUUUAAUCAAUAAGAUUUUACAAAUUUUAGAAUUAACAGAUCGUACACAUGAAUUAAUUAAAAAUGAUAAAUUCUUUAAUGCAUUGAAAAAUUUAAAUGAUUUAGAUGCUUUAAAUAAAGAUUUUGAUAAAGAUUUCCAAUUCUUACAAAAUAUUAAUGAUUCAAUACCAAUUAUGAAAAAUCUUGUUAGAGAUGAAUCUAUAAGUUUGGUAAAGAGAAAUUUAAAUACUUUAGAUACAAAAUAUGAUAAAAUUUCAUUAGCAUAUUAUGAUAAAUUUACACAAAUUUUGUUGAAAUGGGAUCAAUUUAGACAAAAAAAUAGAGAUUUUGAUAAAUAUAAAUUAAAUUCAUCAGUGGAAAUUAGUUUAAGAGAUGAUUAUUUAAAUAAAGAUGAUCAUUUACCUCAAGUUUAUAAAUUUAUUGAUUUUGGUUUCAUUUAUGAUUCUUUCUUAAUUUUUAAAUCUUUAGAUCAAUUACCAUUUCUUAAAAAUGAAUUUAAUAAAGAAUUAAAUUUAAGAAGAGAUAAAAUUUUACAUCCUUUUUUAACAAAUGAUUUACAUAAUGAACAAUUUAAAAAAUAUAUCAUUUCAAAUGAUAAUUUGAAAAAUUUCCUAUCUAAAUUAAUUGGAUUUUUGAUAUUUCAUGAUCUAAUGUCAACAAAAUUACCAAAUAUUAUAAAUCAAAAAACAACUGAUAUAUGGGAAAAUUUAUCUGCUAAAAUAUACCCUUUCCUAAAAGAAUUAGUUGCUAAUGGAUUAAUAGAAACUCAAAAAAUCCUAGAUUUUAAAAGUAUAAUAGGAAAUUUUUAUUUAAUACUGGAACAUUUUAAUCUUAGUGGUGAUCAUUUUUAUAAUUUAUUAAUUAUGACAUUUAAGAAAUUUUCACAAAUAUCUACACAUAAUUUUAAAAUUGAUUUCCAAAAAUUAACUGAAGAAGAUGAUUCAAUGCCAAUGGCAAUUUAUGAUAUUGGAUUAUAUAGAAAAAUUUCAAAUAUUAGUUGGUAUGAAGAUUCAAGAUCAGAAAAUGAAAUUAAAUUCCCACAAGUUUUACCAUUUAGUACAAUUUAUCCAAUGACUUGUGCACAAGUUAGAGCUUAUAUUACACAUCAAACUGGAUUUCUUAAAGAUUAUUAUAAAUAUGAUGUUGAAUCAUUAAAUAAAUUAGUUAUUGAAAAUGUUGAUAAUUUAUUAAUUUCAGUUAUAAAUAGUUAUUUUAAAGAAAAAUUAAAAUUAAUAACUAGAGAAGAAUUAUCACAAAAUUUAAUUAAUUUAGAAUAUUUCUUAAUAAUGUCAAAAGAAGUUAAUAAAUUAUUAAGUCGUACAUUCCAUACAGAUGUUAAUUUAAAGGCAAUUAAUGCAAUUUCUGAUACAAGAAAAAUCACAGAAAGGGAAUUAUUUGUUAUGGUUGAUGGUAAAGUGGAAGAUUUAAUGGAUUUCAUUGAUUGGGAUUGGCAAACAACUGAAUUAAAUAAAGAACCAAAUUAUUUUAUGAAAGAUGUUGGAGAUUUCUUAAAAAAUAUGUUUACAUCAACAUUUUCAAAUUUACCAUUAUCAGUUAAAACUCUGUUACUUUAUAGAGUUUUUGAUUUAUUAGCAAUUAGAUUUUUAGAAAAUUUAAAUGAUCAAUCAAAAAUUUCAAAACAAUCUGUUCAAAAUUUUGAUAUUGAUAUUGAAUAUAUUGAAACAGUUUCAAGAGAAUUGAAUCCAUCAAGAGAUGCAGCAAUUAAUGGUACUAGUAGAGAAUCAUUACAAUCAAUGUUUUUACAAUUAAGACAAUGUAUUAAUCUUUUAAAAGUUGGUCAUUUAGAAGAAUAUAAAGAUCAAACUACAAGAAUGAGAAAAUAUGAUCAAAUUAAACCUGAUGAUGCAGUUCAAUUAAUUAAAAAAGUUUCAAAUGAAUUAUCAACUCCAAAUACACCAAUUGAUAGUCCUGAUCCAUCUGGUGGUUCCAAAUAUGCAAAGUUUUAUAAAUUUAGAUCAAAUGCUUAG